Messenger RNA from Racocetra persica, 804 nucleotides. The record is from the annotation of a GenBank genome assembly. NCBI's taxonomy places the organism in Eukaryota, Fungi, Glomeromycota, Glomeromycetes, Diversisporales, Gigasporaceae.
AUGGAUACCAUAUAUAGCUCUCUUAUUUCUUUAAAUAAUACCAACGAACAUUAUAAAGGAGAAAACGAAGAGCUAAAUAUGAAAUUUAAUGUUGAGCUAUCAUCUUUUACUGAUUUUAUUUUAGAAGAUGAAUCGCAAAAAGAAAAUGUAAAUUCUAAAAUAAGUCAGCAAAUAAUAUCUUAUAUUUCAGAUGGUGACGGAAUAAUAACAAUUGAAAUUCUUUUUACAUUAAAUAUAAUUAAAGUCAAAUACUCUCAUAAAAUGCUGCAUCCCAGACCACAACAUACAAAAACAACUCAAGAAAUUCAGCAUUUUAUUCAACAUAAUAUUAAUUGCUCAGCUUCUGAAAUUUGGUAUCAGAUUCGGGAAAAUCAAAUCAAAGAACAUGAAUAUAUAACAGUUCAACAAGUACAAAGAAGAAAUUACCCUUUAAUUUCAACUUACGAAGGUGAACUAGUAAAUAUAUUCCAAUUCAGGGGUUCUUUAACUCAUAAGGUUUCCAAUAUUCAAGUAAUUCAAGAUUCAAUUAUUGACAAUGAAGAUUGUUAUAUAAUUGAAAGCGAUGAUGAAAAGCAGGAUACAUUCGAAACCGAUUUGGCUUAUCUACUUGGAAUUUUAGACAAGACAAAAGAAUUGUUAGAAGAAUCACGUAAUAAAACAAAAGGACACCUAUGGUUAGAAAGGAUUCGUUCAAACUUCAAGCCAUUAGAAAAAAUGAAUGACGAUAUCAUGAAAUUAAAAAAUCGUCGAACUAUGCCACAAACGUGGAAAGACUUUAAUAAUAAUACACAAUAUUGGGAAUAG